Mustela erminea (ermine) is the source of this 1171-nucleotide messenger RNA. RefSeq names its product thiosulfate sulfurtransferase (gene TST). Gene Ontology annotation, molecular function: thiosulfate-cyanide sulfurtransferase activity. Gene Ontology annotation, biological process: transsulfuration. The record is from RefSeq and is a predicted model, not a curated record. The transcript is spliced from 3 exons. Bases 89 to 1000 code for a protein of 303 amino acids. Gene Ontology annotation, cellular component: mitochondrion. NCBI's taxonomy places the organism in Eukaryota, Metazoa, Chordata, Mammalia, Carnivora, Mustelidae.
CGGCCAGGGAGGUGUGGGCUCCGGGUUUGAACCAGCCAACUUCUCCAGCGGUCAGGGACGAGCGCCAGGGCGGCAGCGAGGGCGAGUGAUGCGCAGAGCUGAAACCAUGGUUCAUCAGGUGCUCUACCGGGCGCUGGUCUCCACCAAGUGGCUGGCGGAGUCGGUUCGGGCUGGCAAGCUGGGGCCGGGCCUGCGGGUGCUGGACGCGUCCUGGUACUCGCCGGGCACCCGCGAGGCCCGCAAGGAGUACCUCGAGCGUCAUGUGCCCGGCGCCUCCUUCUUUGAUAUAGAGGAGUGCCGGAACACAGAGUCGCCCUACGAGAUGAUGCUGCCCAGCGAGGCCCACUUCGCCGACUACGUGGGCCGUCUGGGCAUCAGCAACCAGACGCACGUGGUGGUGUAUGACGGUGACAACCUGGGCUGCUUCUACGCGCCCCGGGUCUGGUGGAUGUUCCGUGUGUUUGGCCACCGCACCGUGUCGGUGCUCAACGGCGGCUUCCGAAACUGGCUGAAGGAGGGCCUCCCGGUGACGUCGGAGCCCUCACGCCCGGAGCCGGCCGUCUUCAAAGCCACCCUGGACCGCUCCCUGCUCAAAACCUACGAGCAGGUGCUGGAGAACCUCGAGUCUAAGAGGUUCCAGCUGGUGGAUUCACGGUCCCAAGGACGGUACCUGGGCACUGAGCCAGAGCCCGACGCAGUAGGACUGGACCCGGGCCACAUCCGCGGCUCAGUCAACAUGCCGUUCAUGGACUUCUUGACCGCGGACGGCUUCGAGAAGACCCCAGAGGAGCUGCGUGCUAUGUUCGAGGCCAAGAAGGUGAACCUAGCGCAGCCCCUCAUUGCCACGUGCCGGAAGGGAGUCACUGCCUGCCACAUCGCCCUGGCCGCCUACCUCUGCGGCAAGCCGGAUGUGGCCGUCUACGAUGGCUCCUGGUCCGAGUGGUUCCGCCGGGCACCCCCGGAGACGCGUGUGUCCCAGUGGAAGCGGGAGAAAGCCUGAGUGGCGGGUCUCCUCGCUGGCAGGCAGCCGCCGUCUGUUUAGUGACUGCAGCCUGACAUGUCGUGUGUACCUCUUUAGCAAAGGACACUGACCGGGUUUUAGAAUUGCUGUGUAGAGCUUUCCUUCCCCCCUCCCCCACGAAACACUGGAAUAAAUUGCCUUUUCUGAGUA